GCAGAAGAGUUCUGAGAUAUUUAAUUUAGUUUUAAAUUUUUGAGUCUACGGCAAUCUUAUCGCUUGUAGUUCACUAAGGUAAAUACCGAACAAUGAUCCUGACCAAAAUAUGUUUCUGUGCUCUUCUGUUUCUCUUCGGUUCGAACCACGAAGCUUGCGCUCAAUUCAAUACCAAUUAUGUAUUGGGACGUACAACAAUGGUUCAUCUGUUCGAGUGGAAGUGGAACGAUAUAGCUACCGAGUGUGAGAAUUUUCUUGGUCCUAAAGGUUAUGCUGGUGUUCAAGUUUCUCCCGUAAAUGAGAAUAUCGUUGUUGAAAAUCGGCCAUGGUGGGAACGUUAUCAACCCAUUUCCUAUCUUUUGACCACUCGUUCGGGCAAUGAGCAACAGUUUGCCAAUAUGGUGAUGAGAUGUAACAACGCCGGAGUUCGUAUCUAUGUGGAUGCGGUGUUCAACCAUAUGGCUGCCGAUCGCUCCAAUCCUCUUGGAACUGCUGGCUCAACAGCUAAUCCUAGAAACAAGAGUUAUCCAGCGGUUCCGUACUCCAGCACUGAUUUCCAUGCUACCUGUGCGAUCAACACAUACAAUGAUGCUAAUCAAGUUCGCAACUGCGAAUUGGUUGGUCUAAAAGAUCUGGAUCAAAGUAAAAUGUGGGUACAAGCUCGUAUUCUUGACUUUCUCAACAAACUAAUCAAUUUGGGCGUUGCUGGUUUCCGAGUUGAUGCUGCUAAUAUGUGGCCUUCUGAUUUAAAGAAUAUCUACAAUCGUUUGAAUAAUCUGAAUACAGAACACGGUUUCGCUGGUGGUUCCCGUCCAUUUAUUUACCAAGAGGUCAUUGAUUUGGGUGGCGAAGCUAUCUCCAAAAACGAAUAUACUGACUUGGGUGUGGUCACCGAAUUCCUUCAUUCCGCCUCUACUGGCAAGGUAUUCAGGGGUAGAGACCAACUUCGUUGGUAAACCAAUUGGAGUCCGAAAUGGGGUCUCCUUCCAUCGACUAGUGCUUUUGUUUUUGUGGAUAAUCACGAUAAUCAACGUGGACAUGGUGCCGGAGGUAGUGAUAUUCUCACCUACAAAAAUUCGAAACAAUACAAAAUGGCUAAUGCUUUCAUGUUGGCUCAUCCAUUUGGUAUUCCUCGUAUUAUGUCUUCGUUUGCAUUCGACAACUCCGAUCAAGGUCCGCCAACAACCGAUGGUAACAACAUUGCCAGUCCCAUAUUUAAUGCUGAUAAUUCCUGCAGUGGUGGCUGGAUAUGUGAGCAUCGUUGGCGUCAAAUUUACAACAUGGUUGGCUUCCGAAACAUUGCAUCGAGUACUACUGUACAGAACUGGUGGGACAAUGGCAG
Molecule: messenger RNA, 1342 nt
Organism: Bactrocera oleae (olive fruit fly)
Lineage: Eukaryota; Metazoa; Arthropoda; Insecta; Diptera; Tephritidae
Source: RefSeq, a predicted model, not a curated record